AUCUCUGGAAACCUCAAAAAGCGAGAAAAGCCGACUAAACCCGUUCCUUUGGGGACACUUCUAACAUCGCCCUCAUCCUGCGUCUCCUAUUAACUUCUCAAAUAAAGAGGCCGGAUCGGAUUUACCGUACUAACUAGAAAGUCCAGUUCGACCGUCCGAGAUGACACAAGAACAUGACAACAAGAGGGCGGUGCUGGUGCUGCAGAAUGACCCUACGUACAGCCAGAGGCGCCCCUUCACCAGCGAGGACGAGGCCUGGAAGUCCUUCCUGGAGAACCCCCUGACUGCUGCCACCAAGGCUAUGAUGAGCAUCAACGGGGACGAGGACAGCGCGGCGGCUCUCGGGCUGCUCUACGACUACUACAAGGUGCCUCGAGAAAAGAGAACGAUUUCACCAGCCAAGCAAGAUGUCAUUGCAGCCGACACUGAUCCCAACAAAAGGAACCUGAUGGCUCCCUUGCAAGAGCCCGUGAUGCCAAUGGCCGAGAACAGGGUGCAGGUCCUCAAGACAGUGCCCUUCAACAUUGUUCUCCCUGGAAACCAGCUGGGCCAUGACAAAAGAGGCCAGUUCUCCACACCGGAUACCACAGUGACCGUGUCCAUCGCCACCGUCCCCAACUACCCCGUGAAGACCGAGGUGCCCUCCCACGGUUUCUCCGUGGGCCUCCCGCAGGCCAACCACUGCGCCGAGCCGGACAGCCGCAUAGUAGUCUUCGACCGCCAGCUCAACCCGGACCAGUUCAGCCCCAACACCCAGUCCCGGACCCCAGACUCCACUUUCACCGAGACCUUCAAGGAUAACCCCCAAGAGGUGUUUGCUUUCCCAGGGGACCUGCAGCUAAGGAUGGCGUCCAUUUCUCCGGAGGACUACGCGUUUGAUGCAGUUUCAGGGAAUAAUUUCGAGUACACCCUGGAGGCUUCGAAGUCUCUCCGCCAGAAGCCCGGGGACGGCACCAUGACCUACCUGAACAAGGGCCAGUUCUACCCCGUCACGCUGAGAGAGAUCGGAAAUGGCAAAGUGCUGCACCACCCCAUCAGCAAAGUGCGGAGCGUGGUGAUGGUUGUCUUCGGGGAGGAGAAGUGCAGGGACGAUCAGCUCAAGCACUGGAAGUACUGGCACUCCCGGCAGCACACGGCGAAACAGCGCUGCAUCGACAUCGCCGAUUACAAAGAAAGCUUCAACACUAUCAGCAACAUUGAGGAGAUCGCGUACAACGCUAUAUCCUUCACCUGGGACAUCAAUGACGAAGCAAAGAUCUUCAUCUCCGUGAACUGCCUCAGCACAGACUUCUCCUCCCAGAAGGGAGUGAAGGGGCUGCCCCUCAACCUGCAGAUCGACACCUACAGCUACAACAACCGCAGCAACAAGCCCAUCCACCGCGCCUACUGCCAGAUCAAGGUCUUCUGUGACAAGGGCGCCGAGCGCAAGAUCCGCGACGAGGAGAGGAAGCAGUCCCGCAGGAAAGGGAAGUGCCAGGACAUGACCUCCAACAUCCCUGGCUUCACCGAUGUCAAGGUGCCAGUGCUGCCUAAACGCACCGACAUCACGACGUUCAAGGCGCUGGUCGAAUACGAGACUCAGCCUGUCCUCUUCAUUCCCGACAUCCACUUCGCCAACCUCCAGCGUCAUCCAUUUUCUGCCGAGGAUGGGGAUGAAGGAGCCGGCAUGAAGAGGUUACCUUACUCCUCAGAAGAUGAAUUUGGCUCACCACCCAGCAAACUGGCCAGGAUGGAUGAACCCAAAAAAGUGCUGCUGUAUGUGCGGAGGGAAGCUGAGGAGGUCUUUGAUGCCCUGAUGCUCAAGACUCCUUCUCUGAAUGGACUCAUGGAAGCAAUUUCAGAUAAAUAUGAUUUGCCAGCUGAAAAAGUGGGGAAAAUCUACAAGAAGUGCAAAAAAGGGAUCCUGGUUAAUAUGGAUGACAAUAUUAUAAAGCAUUACUCCAACGAAGACACCUUCCAGAUUCAGAUUGAUGAAAUUGGGGGAAUGUAUAAGCUCACGCUAACAGAAAUAUGAGCCGGGUCAGUGAUUCUGAACGGGACCUUUUAUGAAGAACUGCACAGCAGCAACACAUUGAAAGGAAGUGACUUGUCAGAUCCCGGGAGCUGUCAGCUGCAGCAGUGUGCCCAGUGGAUACGGGUUUACAAAUGUUUGUUUUUUUUAUGCGCAUACUGGGACCAAAUUUUGGAUCUGUAUACUCACACUUUAUUCUGUCUCUCGAAGGACACUGCCGUUACCUAACAGGCAGAAAACGGGCAUUUCCUUUUUUUGUGAAGGAAUCUUCUUUCUUUUUUGUCUCGUAGUUACUGGCGGUGUCGCACUAGCGUGAGGACAGCUACUGUUUGUUCCUUGUCAUGCGGGAUUGGUUCUGUUCACAGAGGGCUGUCUGUAUGUGCGAGAGGGCAGCUAGCAGUUAAGACCCUGCAUGGCAGGAAAGGCAAACAUCCAAAUCAAUGACAGGCACAACUGUUUGCAGGUAGCCAUGUUUCAACACUGUUUCAAAAGUGGCAGAGCCCGAUUUUCCAGUGCGGAUCUUUCUCAUUACAACACAACGUUACAAUACAACGUCAAAUAUGAUUUGUUCUGUAAAGAUUGCCAAAUCGUCCACUAAGAUACUAAUGUUUCUGAUGGUAAGGUAACCUAGACUCAGUUAACAUAACCCCCCUUCUUGUGAGCUUUAGUAUUCAUCAGUAUUUAAAAGCAUAUACUAUUUGCCUAGAGGUUUUCUUGAAGGGGCCAAUUUUUAUCUGGGAUAUAGGCAAGGUACCCAGAAAAGGACAGAAGAUGCAUGUAUUGAAAUUCAUUGAAAGUAUGAACAAGCAUUCGUCUGCGUAACAAUAUAGCAAGUACACCUUUUUUGUUUCAAAGUAUUAACUCCAAACUUCCAAGCCAAGUGGAUCUCAGACUAGAGAUUAAUGUAAUGUAAAGGUAUACAUUCAUUAGUAUUCAUUCAUUCAUUCAUUGGAGAUUAGUCAAGGUGACAGGUUUUUCUUCUUCAUUACUAUAUUGUCACUGAUGGAUGUCUGUAAACAGUGAACUGAUGACUCAGAUAUCCAGGUUUAUAUGUAUAGUAAGUGCAAUAAAUAUUAUAUAUAAUAUAUACAAAUUAUUUUUAUUGUUUUUAAAUUGUAUCUCUUUCUAAGGAAUGGGUUAAGCCCAAUGAAUUUUACAGAUAUUUACAAGCCAGCCAAGUCUUGUAUUUUGGAUAUCGUGGGCCUAAAAUUAGGUUACACCUGUUGUGUAAGAAGUACUUAUCAGUUACAUGUAUAUAUUUGUUAGGAAUUUAAAAACCGGGAAUGGGUUUUGUUACAUGGUUCUUACUCUUAUUAGUAGUAUUAUUACUAUUGUUAUUUUUGGCUAUGACUUUUUUUUUAUUUACACAUGUAAAUGUUUAUAACACGGGAGCAUUUUUUAUCAAGGGAAUAUUUCUCUUUUUACAUUUUUUUUUUUACGUGUAUGUAUUAGUUCUUCUGCUUUGUCAAAUAAACGAGGUGCGAUAGCACUGGGGGCUGCAGUCUGGUCGUU
Lepisosteus oculatus (spotted gar) is the source of this 3523-nucleotide messenger RNA. It is a transcript of the gene grhl1, whose product is annotated as grainyhead-like transcription factor 1. Lineage: Eukaryota; Metazoa; Chordata; Actinopteri; Semionotiformes; Lepisosteidae. Gene Ontology annotation, cellular component: nucleus. The record is from RefSeq and is a predicted model, not a curated record. Gene Ontology annotation, molecular function: RNA polymerase II cis-regulatory region sequence-specific DNA binding; DNA-binding transcription activator activity, RNA polymerase II-specific. Gene Ontology annotation, biological process: regulation of transcription by RNA polymerase II.